Molecule: messenger RNA, 1989 nt
Organism: Microsporum canis CBS 113480
Lineage: Eukaryota; Fungi; Ascomycota; Eurotiomycetes; Onygenales; Arthrodermataceae
Exons: 5
Coding region: 1-1989 (662 amino acids)
Biological process (GO): silent mating-type cassette heterochromatin formation
Cellular component (GO): SHREC complex; rDNA heterochromatin
Source: RefSeq, a predicted model, not a curated record
AUGGAGCCAGAAGAAUAUGCAGUCGACAGUAAAGGCCGGGUUGUGGUCCCUAUCAAUAGCUUUUCCGAUGGCGAUCCUCAAAUCUGGCCACAUCACUCCAACUGCACGGAAGUGGAUGCUACCCUCUAUCUUGAGAAGUUAGGAACGCAAUGGAUGAAAUCAAGGGGCAAGUUCCAGCAAGACAAAACAUAUAUCCUUGAUCAAUUGCCUGAAGGAUACAUCUAUUAUGCUCGGCCGCGUCAAAGCCAACCUACAAUUACAGACAAGUUCCUCUGGGGGCAUCCGUCUGGGAAAUAUUAUUUUUCUCCAAAUAGGUUUUGGCCCCAUUUCAUCUAUUUGAUGAAUGGUGGUUCAGAAGCCUGCCAGUGUGAGCAUUGUAGCCCUGUUCGGAAAGCUGCAAAGCCUGGAAAGCUGUCAGCGAGCAUGUCUCAAAAAAGGCCAGGGCGCCCCGCCGGGAAACCUAGGAACGCGUUGGAUAAUCAAAUUGGAUCAACGCAGCCAAGGGCUAGCAGACCAAAACGCAUGAGGCGAAAGAAAUUCUUAGUUGAAGACGCCGAGGGAAACCAAGAUGUUUUCAAGGAGCUGGUGUAUUAUCUCCAUGUGGAGGGUACCCAAGAUACGCCAAUAUUAGAAAAUUCAAACAUGGAAUGGAAAGCUGAGCGAGAGCUGUUGCAUAACCACUUGACCCGUGUCCGCAUUCCAAAAUGGUAUGCCGGGGUGGUUACUCAGGUCCCAGAAGAACCGCUAACUUUGCACAAUGCCAUUAUCGAAACCAAUAAUGGAUACGCGCUGAAUAUGUCAGGGUAUCGCAUCGAGCUAUUUCCGGACCCAAAUAGCUCUGACAAAAGCAUGUCGAACCAGUACAAAUACGUGCCGCUUAGCCGUAUCCGCCCUUUCAGCUUCUGGGCCGUUUACCUCCAAGGAGUCAGAUCUGAGGAUUUUCACCCUUCUAUAACCCAUGCAUUGACUAUAAUGUCCUCGUUUAGUAUGGUGGAUAAAUACCAUUUUAAAGGUACAUGGCCAGAUGCCUCGGUAUAUUGCGAGGGCAUCUACCUAGGAUCUGAACUGCUUAUUCGAGGCGAUGGAGUUCGUCUCAUGCCGCAUGACCAAAAUGGAAAUUAUGACCCGAAAGGAAAAGCCACAGAAAUCUUGGUAAUUGAUAAAAUUUUAUUUAAACUAAUGGGAUGCGAUGCAGACCUGAAAUCACCUUUACUCUGCGAAAAUACAACCGCACGUUUGUCUGGCAAGGUUUAUACCCUGGAUCCGAAACUUGCCUAUGAUCCGAACAAGCCGAUGACGGAUUUCGAGGUUACCGAAUCUUUUGAAUGCACUGGCAUGCGAGAAUAUGGGUCUUGGUACCCGCUAUGUGAACCAAAUGCAACUGUUGAGGUCUCCUUAAGCCAAGUUAUUGGGCGAUGCCUUGAAUCCGAGUACAUGGAUAUUAUGUUUCAAGACCUAUCCCUUGGUAUUGAUCUUGAUAGUGUUAGAGGCGGCCGUCUCUAUGCUCAGGAAAGAGAUGAACGCAUCGCUCCUGGCAAAGACUGGUUUUGUGGAGAUAACCGUUUAGAACAGCUCGCCCUUGAGUCGUUGAACGGUAUUGAGCAUAGCAGAUACGACGAUUCGAGGGAUCCAAAGAUGUGCAGAGCCAUCAUGAAUAUUAUCAAUGGCGAGGCCGUCGAUGCAGACCAUCGAGAUGCUAAAAUUGUUCGUCAGCUUGGCCGAGCACAUGAGGGGCUCAUUGGAAGCCGAUCAGGUAAUACAAGAUUUGAUAGUGCAGGGAAGCAUAGCUCAAUGGUUUUAACAGCACUCGGCGGUGGAACUAUCUCUUCCUACUCCAACGCCACGCCGAUUGAGACUCCUGCAGGAGAUACAGUAGACGAAUCGGGCGAGGAUGAAAUCGAAGGCAGUCCAAGGAAAAUUCAAUUGUUGUCUGAUAGCGAGGAAGAUCCUAUCAGCCAACCAUUACCCAAACGUCAGCGCCAAUUAUGA